Molecule: messenger RNA, 2826 nt
Organism: Zeugodacus cucurbitae (melon fly)
Lineage: Eukaryota; Metazoa; Arthropoda; Insecta; Diptera; Tephritidae
Product: tRNA (guanine-N(7)-)-methyltransferase
Exons: 4
Coding region: 410-1291 (293 amino acids)
Source: RefSeq, a predicted model, not a curated record
AACGAAGCGGCAACACAGUCGCUCAACAAGUGGCGCCAAAGCAGCAACCAUAAACGGUUGAACGGAAUAGCAAGCGCGUGAAUUGUGAAAUCGAAAAAGUAACGGUUAAAACGUUAUACUGUGGAAACGGAAGUGUGCGACAACAAAUAAGCGAAAAAACGAAUUAAAAUUUGUAUUCGUUUGACAAAAGAAUAGGUGAUUUUUGAUAAAGGACACACUUUUCAACUUACCGACAGCGGCAAGAAUAACCACAACAACAGCACCAACAACAAUUUGCGCAUCAACACUAAUCCCUGACUGAAACGUCAGACAAACAAACAAAGCAGGUCGCAACGCUCGAAGGCAACAAAAGCCAAGCGCAUAAAAAUAAACGCCAGUCUCACAGCUAUCUUAGCCAAAAGCCACACAAAUGCAGCGUAACGUAUUUCUCAUGUACGCCUUGCCCGCCGCUGUUUUGCUGCUCGGCAAUUGUUGGUAUGCAUACGCAUAUGUCGCCUUGCCAGCAGCCGGAGCCGCAGCAGCGGAUUUGGCGUCCAGCGCCAACGCACUCGGCGGCGCAGCAGACACGAAGACGUAUGCCAAGCAUAUGGCAGAAUUAAUGACCGCCACAUAUCCUGACAGAGCGGCGGGUUAUUUGAACGAUGUAGCCGGAAGCAUCGCCUUGCAGCCACCGCACCAAUUGCUGAAUGAGCCGAACGGACGUGCUGCGGUCUACGAUCCGGGUGAUGAGCUACUCCGCGCUUUGAACGCCGAAACCGCCGUCAAUGGCCAAGAGCUCGGCACGCUGCCCGAAGAACCCGAUUACGCUGACACUGUGUUUAACGAACUGGAAGUGGCAAACAAAUAUGAAAUGUUAAAUAAAUUGGAGAAAGAUUUGCGUGCGGAACAGGAUAUUGUUACUAAAUCAGCGGUGUUAAUGAAAAUGCUCGAGGAUCCGAAUAUACAAACGCUGCCGGUCAUCUAUGUAGAGGAGGAGGACGAAGACGAACCAUCUGAAGAAGACGGCAAUUUGAACGGUAGUAAUUUGGCAUAUCGUUUGGGUGGCAUGGGAGCGGGUGUAGCAAAGCGCUCGCGCUACUAUCGCCGUUAUCCAUGGAAGAGGCACAACAGAAAUCGCAGCACUUACGAGCCAGAAUUGCGUUAUGCCUGCACGCCCACCAAAGAGGAUGUCUUCAAGCUGCUAAUGAACCUGCAUGAGAAUCGCAAGGGCAAUCACAGUAAAACUGUCAACUUCUGCAAUCGCAAGCGGCCAGCCAAAGCCAUUUUCACCAAUAUACGCUUUCUGGGCUAAAUUGCAUGGAAAUCAAAGGACAUACUUAACGAGGCAACGGUAUACUACGAACUAUGAAUAUUUUAAAUGAAUGUGGACUACAAACGAAAUGUAUACGAGGUGGUAGAAUGUAUUAAGAAAACACGGCGGAAUGGAAGCAAUUGUUUACAAAAAUUAAAGUAGCUUUUAAACAUAAUUUCCAAACCAAAUUCUAUAUGUAUAAUUAAAUUAAAGUGAAAAACUAAAAAUCUGUAAAAUAUGAAUAAAAAAUUUCAAUGGAGAAACAAAAGAAUUGUAGGCCCUUUAAGCAGCUAUAGUGUGUAGACAUUUUUUCGAAGUUAAACAUUUACAAAAAAGCAUAUAUUAUAUUUAUAUAAUAAUAAACAGUAUUUUAAUUAAUUAUUCUGACGAGUGACAGUGUUAUCAUAUUAUUAACAUAAAAUAUUUAAUUCAUCGUAUUAUGUAGUUGUGUCACUGAUACAACAAAAAUAUGUAUAUACUAAAUGGUUUUGGAAAAAAUAAAUGUAUGAUUAUGAAUUUUUGCAAAGUUUUCAGCAAAAGUAAAGUAAAACACAGACACUUUGAACCUAUAAUAGCAGCAGCGUGAAAUUAAUAAUUUUUUUCUGAUAUCUGGAAUUUCAAAAAUUUGAUAUUUUUGAGAUCAAAGAAAAUGAUAAAAAAUUUUAAAAUUUUAAUUUUAAUUUUGCUGCCCAUAAUUAUACGGUUGAAAAAUAAUUUUUCAACAAAAUAUUGGAUUACAAAUAUUAUAAAAAUUUUCAAAAAAAAAAAUAUUCAAAAAAUUGCGUAUGUUUAAACAUGUCUUAGUUGUCUGCACAGCCAACUGAAUUUAAUUUUAGCAAACUUGUCAAUGAAGGAAAAAAUUUGUAGCCCACACAUGCAACAUUACCCUCACAACUUAUGUAGUAUGUAGGUGUGAACAACAAUAUCAUAUCAAUUCAAUUUUUUCCUUAAAAAACUAGCGUAAACGUAUUUUAUGCACAUAUUAUAUUUAAAAAAGUAUAGAAAUAGUAGACACAUGCUGUUGUAUAUAAUAACAAAGGACUAUAUAUGUAUGUAUGAUAACUAAUUGCAAGUUAAAUAAAAAUACAAACCCUUAAGCGCACGUAAUUUAAUUAUUGUACAUACGUAGUUACUAAAUAUUUACUAAAAUCUUAAUUACAUAGUUGCAUAUGUUGACGUACACUUCCCUAUACUGUAUAUGUAUGUAGUUGUGGCUCUGGUUCGUUUAAUUAUGCACACACACAUCAGUAAGUAUAUAAACUUGUACAUAAAAACAAAAACAAAAAAAAUUAAAAUUUAAUCACUAGAGAUUUACAGUUGAAAAAUUCAAUAUAUACAUAUAUAGUAGUAGAUGGGCACUAUUGUUCUACCAAAGCAUGAUUUGUUCCUCUAAAAAUGUGCAAAAAUUAAAAAUAAUACAUAUUUACCAACUAGCUACAUAUAUGUAGUAUGUGUGUACAUAGAAAGUCUAAAAAGUAUGGCAACUUAUGUAAGAGAUAUGUAAUAAAUAAAACUAAUUAUAAUAAACGGGACUA